UGUUACUCUUGCUUACCCCCCUGGGGGUGGAAAUUUAUGCGUGGGGCCGAAUUUCAGUCCUACUGGUUGUCUCGCUUCCCUUUUGGUUCUGCAUUCCGCCGUGCCUGCGAUACGGCCUUCAUCAACCCUCUCCGCAUCUCUUCUUCUCCCCCAUUUCCUCUCCCUACCACGCCCGUGCCCCUCAAGUCGGCCUUCUCGCCGCCAUUUUCCAGUCGGAAGUUGCGCGUCAGAGCCCUCUUCUUUGAGUUCCUAAUAUGAUCCUCAAGGUGUAGGCCCUAACACAGUCACUCCUGAUAAGAGGCAAUCACCUCGACCCCCGUAUCUGGGAAAUCAGCUCAGCUCAGCCGGAUCUCAGUCCCCCUCUUUAUUUGACGCAUUAGACCCUCGAAGGCACUAUCGCUCCACUCGUCCAAGUGGUCUCCCUUCCUCUGCAGCCUCGAACACUCACCGCAAAUCAAUCCCGAGACCCUUGCGAUGGAAAGUCAACUUAGAUCAGCCGGCGCGCCUCCCGCGACUCCCGCAGCCCUUUCAGACCUCAAUAAGCACACGCACGAGCCCAUCGACGACACAAUGGCCUUUGAGUAUUCAGAACAACUCCUCACCCCCGAGAACAGUCGCUCGGAGACUUCCAGCAACAAUGAGAACGCGUCUACCGAGGAAAAGCCGACUGUACGGCGAAGAUCUACACGUGUAACACGCGCCUCUUUACGGGGGGAGGCACAACUCGACGGCGAUAUGGAGAUAGAUAACCAAGGGACUUUGUCUACGGCUGGCGAAAGUAACCCCGCGGUCUCAGGUGAGACUCUGCUUGAUAAAGCUGAGGGCGGGAAGAGGUCCCAGGCCUCCCACCUACGCCACAGCAUAGCGGUCAUGGAGUCCUGGAGCGAAGCAACACUGGCACAAGGCAAUAUGGAGAGUGAAGGGGACCAUCCAAUGGCCCCAGAUACUCCAGUUUCUAAGUCCUCGCAAGAGCUGCAGGCCAGUGACAUGAGCACGUCAUUGCAACAACGCACUUUACGGAAGCGCGUAGAGCGGAUCCUAACUGAGGAAGGGGGCAACAAUAAGGGCAAAGUUACUGUAACGGCUAAAGAAAUCAAGUCGCCAGUAAGACGCUCGUCUCGUUUGAGUCUGUUAGAGAAGGCUUCAGACCUUGUUGGCCGGGCUAGCAGCGUUUUGGGCAAACGCUCGCGUGACGUGAUGGGAAAGGGUAAAGAACUUGGCCGUCGAGCUAGUCUGCGGCCUCGAAUUACUACACCCAAGGAAGAACCGGCCCAGGCUACCAGCGAGGCUCCCCCGGCGAAAAAGAGGCGUGUUUCUGAAGGCGAUCUACCUGUCAAAAUCCAGGAAAUUCAAGACGCCGUGCAGGAGGCUCCCAAGCCUGUGACUCUAUCCAAGACAAAGCGCUGGUUAGCUCAUGGAUUGUACACAGGCCAGGAACACACAGAGUCUCGGCCCUUGCAGAGUAGGAACAGAAAUGCAAAGCGCAGAAGUCAAGGCCCCACGCAACGCAAACUGCUUCCUAUGCCGAUGUUUGCAGGGGAUCGACUAUUGAAGCAGGGAAGAGAUUUCCAGCUCCCCUUUGAUAUCUUUUCCCCGCUCCCUUCGGGUCAGCCCAAACCGAAUGAGUGGAGAAAGACAAACAAGAAUGUCUUUGUCGGGGAAGCAUCCAGUAUAUGGCGAGCAAACAAGCCAUUGGAGCUAUCCAAGUGCAUGUGUGCGGAAGAGACUGGCUGUGACGAGGAAUGUCAGAACCGUUACAUGUUCUACGAAUGUGACGACAGCAAUUGUGGUGUAGGCCCCGAGUGUGGAAAUCGGAAUUUCGAGGAACUGAAGCAAAGAACCAAAGCUGGCGGGAAAUACAAUAUUGGAGUUGAAGUCAUCAAGACAGAAGAUCGAGGAUACGGCGUUCGUAGCAACCGCACAUUUGAGCCUAACCAGGUCAUCGUGGAAUACACAGGGGAGAUCAUAACGCAAGCGGAAUGUGAGAAACGAAUGAGGACGAUUUAUAAGAACAACGAGUGUUACUACCUGAUGUACUUUGAUCAGAACAUGAUCAUCGAUGCUACCAGGGGCUCUAUCGCUCGUUUUGUAAACCAUUCUUGCGAGCCCAACUGUCGGAUGGAGAAGUGGACAGUCGCAGGGAAACCGCGUAUGGCGCUUUUUGCUGGUGAUCGGGGAAUAAUGACCGGGGAAGAACUGACCUAUGACUAUAACUUUGACCCAUAUUCUCAGAAAAACGUUCAGCAAUGCCGAUGUGGAUCGGGCAGAUGCCGUGGUAUCCUGGGACCACGGCCGCGGGAGAAAGAGCAGCGUUCAAAGGAGAAGGAACUGAGGGCCGAAAAUGAGAAGAAAUCUAGUUCGAAGAAUAACAAUAAAAAAGCCAGCAUCACCAAGCAGAAGGUGUUGAAUGGAUCUACUUCGCGCGUCAAUAAGCGACAGCUUCUUGGUUCGAAGUCCAUCAAGUCUGGUAUGAAGAAGGUUGUUUCUAAAGCACGCGCUUCUACCUCCAAAGCAACUACAACAUCGAGACCUGGUUCGAAAGCGACUGUCACCACAAAGACCUCCAAAACGACAACCAGGAAAACCACGGCAACUCCAUCACGGCGCCAAGUGAAGAAAGAUAACACCAAAUCCAAGAAGGAAGUUAAACUGCCCAAGGUCAAAACCACAAAGACAAAAGCCAGAGCCCCGGCGUGUGCCAGGAAACCGACACAGACAACCAAAACCCAGUCGACCCCAUCAACAUCUAAACUAAGUCGUCCAUCUGAGAAGACUAAAGCUAAGAUCCUCCAGGCUGCUAAGGGGACGAACACUCGCAGACGUACGGUGAAAAAGGAAGACACCAAGCCCAAAAAUCCUGCGAAGCGUACUUCUAAAGCCAAAGAGACUAGUCCUCGGGGGAAGGCAGCAAGCAAGGCAGCCAAAAGCACCAAGGCAUGAUCAAAUUGGGCUCGUUGGCUACAUAAGAUUAUCUCAGAUGUUUACGUCCUGAGACGAUCUACUCACUGUGUGAAUACAGCUCCAUCCACGGCUAUCUUUUUCUUCUAACUUCUUGGGGAGCUUGCUCCAUUUUCUCUCAUUUUUGCUAUCCCUUUUUUUUUUAUUGGCAAUUCCUGCUAGCUCUUUCCCUCUUGAUGAUAAGUUACCCUUGUAUUUUGGCCUAAUGUUUUAUUUUUGCUUCCAUUAUUCAACUUUUGCAUCGUCAUCAAUCGACUUUGGGUCCGAUGUUGGUAUGGUCUGACGGUAUUCUAUCUUUCUUCUUGUGUCCAAUACUCCUGUUCACUGGCUUUGAUGUUCUGCUGUGUUACUACGAGACCUGAAUGGCAGAAGCGGUGUUAUUGUUGUAAUGUUACUUCCUAGCUGGUUAGUCGACGGGAUACAAGUUCAGUUGUCUAGUUCGAUGUUGUCUAUAACUAGCUGGCUUAAUUAACAGAACCAAUCUUGACUUUGCUAAUAAGAUCGUCAAUUCCUGUGGCAUGGUAGGGGGCAAGAGAUGCAAGUGUGCGUUAUAUAGUAUAAUAUAUAUUUGGUCUAGCUUGGUAAA
This is a messenger RNA of Aspergillus pseudotamarii, 3544 nucleotides long. Its product is annotated as putative histone-lysine N-methyltransferase (Ash1). The record is from RefSeq and is a predicted model, not a curated record. Bases 475 to 2940 code for a protein of 821 amino acids. Gene Ontology annotation, biological process: regulation of DNA-templated transcription. NCBI's taxonomy places the organism in Eukaryota, Fungi, Ascomycota, Eurotiomycetes, Eurotiales, Aspergillaceae. Gene Ontology annotation, cellular component: nucleus; chromatin. The transcript has 4 exons. Gene Ontology annotation, molecular function: protein binding; histone H3K36 methyltransferase activity.